GAGCAUGCGCAGUUAGGUUUACCAUACUUGGUUGUCAUGUUGGAAAGCGCAAUCCAAUCCGUUUUUAUGUUUCACAUUACAGAAUUGUGAAUCCGAUAAUCAGAAGAUGGCGACAGCUGAGUCGGAAUCAAGUUUGAAUCCCCCUAAUUCUGAGGCGAAAAAAAGUGAAACUGGUCAAGAAGUUGUAAAUCCUGAAGAUUACAUCAAACAUCCACUACAAAAUAGAUGGGCUCUGUGGUUCUUUAAGAAUGACAAAACGAAAACCUGGCAAGCAAACCUCCGUCUCAUCUCCAAGUUUGACACAGUGGAAGACUUCUGGGCUCUGUAUAAUCACAUCCAACUAUCAAGUAACUUGAUCUCCGGCUGUGACUACUCACUUUUCAAGGAUGGUAUUGAGCCCAUGUGGGAGGACGAGAGGAACAAGCGUGGUGGCAGGUGGCUCAUCACACUUUCCAAACAGCAACGCAGGGCCGACCUCGACCGCUUCUGGCUGGAAACGCUCCUGUGCCUAGUGGGCGAAGCCUUCGAUGACCACAGUGAUGAUGUAUGCGGGGCAGUAGUUAACAUCCGAACGAAAGGAGACAAACUUGCGAUAUGGACAACAGACUACGAAAACAAGGAUGCUAUUACACACAUAGGACAAGGGUGGAAGGAGAGGUUAGGCGUGCCACACAAGGUGAUCAUCGGAUAUCAAUCACACGCGGACACUGCCACCAAGAGUGGUUCCACCACCAAGAACAAGUUUGUUGUCUAAGGAGUUUUUUUUUGGUUGGUUGUUUUUCCUUUCCGUUUCCAUGGCGUUUGUUGAAAUGCUGUUGCGAAGUUUAAUCUGCUACCCAAUUGAAACCAAAGCUUCAACACAGACAAUUACCUUUAUUCAAUCAAUUGCAAUUUUAUUUCACGACAAAAUGGUCUCAUUCAUAUUUGCCCUGAAACAAACCUAUACCUUCGAUGAAGGGUGGGAAUAACCAUGAGAAUUGAAAUACCCCCAAAAAGUUAUCCAUGUUCUUUUUUUUUAUGCGCCAUUUCCCUUUUCUUACUGAGGACAUACUAAGAGGCUUUUUGUUGAUAUAUUUUAUGUUUAACAGCAUCACACUCGUAGCUGCCAGGGAUUUGUCUGCGUAAGUGUGUUUUCGGGACGCCUAAUUCCAAACUGUAAAAAAAAAUAUAUAUAACAAAUAUAUAUAUAUAUAUAUAUAUUAGUACCAGUCAAAAGUUUGGACACCUACUCAUUCAAGGGUUUUUCUAUAUUUGUACUAUUUUCUACAUUGUAAAAUAAUAGUGUAGAUAUCAACUAUAAAAUAACACAUAUGGAAUCAUGUAGUAACCAAAAAAGUGUUAAACAAAUCAAAAUAUAUUUUAUAUUUAAGAUUCUUCAAAGUAGCCACCCUUUGCCUUGAUGACAGCUUUGCAUACCCUUGGCAUUCUCUCAAUGCAUUCUUUGGAAUGCUUUUUUUCAUCUGGAAUGCAGUCUUGAAGGAGUUCCCACAAAUGCCGAGCACUAUAAUGCAUUUUCGGAAUGUAAAAUUGCUUUCAGUGUAAACUUAAACAGCAAGAAAACAAAUAAGGAUGUAGAAAAUAUAAAAUAUGUUUUUUAUUUAUUUAAUAUAAUCUAUCAGUCAUCAAAAUAAUUGCUGAACAGUCAGGAGAAUAAUAAAACAUUCCCAACUCAUCCCAAACCAUCUCAAUUGGGUUGAGGUCAGGUGAUUGUGGAAGCCAGAUCAUCUGAUGCAGCACUCCAUCACUCUCCUUGGUCAAAUAGCCCUUACACAGCCUGGAGGUGUGUUGGGUCAUUGUCCUGUUGAAAAACAAAUGAUAGUCCCACUAAGCGCAAACCAGAUAGGAUGGCGUAUUGCUGCAGAAUGUUGUCGUAGCCCUGCUGGUUAAGCGUGCCUUGAAUUCUUAAUAAAUCACUGACUGUCACCAGCAAAGCACUGUCACACCACCACGUCCAUGCUUCACGGUGGGAACCACACAGGCAAAGAUAAUCUGUUCACCUACACUCUGUCUCACAAAGACACAGCGGUUGGAUAAAAAAAUCUCAAAUUUGGACUCAUCAGACGAAAGGACAGAUUUCCACCGGUCUAAUGUCCAUUGCUUGUGUUUCUUGGCCCAAGCAAGUCUGUUCUUCUGUUUGGCGAAGGCCUGAUUCACACAGUCUCCUCUUAACAGUUGAUGUUGAGAUGUGUCUGUUACUUGAACUCUGUGAAGCAUUUAUUUGGGCAGCAAUUUCUGAGGCUGUUAACUAAGGAACUUAUCCUCUGCAGCAGAGGUAACUCUGGGUUUCCUUUCCUGUGGCGGUCCUCAUGAGAGCCAGUUUAAUCAUAGUGCUUGAUGGUUUUUGCGACUGCACUUGAAGACACUUUCAAACUUCUUGAUAUUUUCCGGAUUGACUGACCGUCUUAAAGUAAUGAUGGACUGUCAUUUGGGGCGGCAGCGUAGCCUAGUGGUUAGAGUGUUGGACUAGUAACCGGAAGGUUGCAAGUUCAAACCCCCGAGCUGACAAGGUACAAAUCUGUCGUUCUGCCCCUGAACAGGCAGUUAACCCACUGUUCCUAGGCCGUCAUUGAAAAUAAGAAUUUGUUCUUAACUGACUUGCCUAGUAAAAUAAAGGUCAAAUAAAUAAAAAAAUGAAAUUUCUCUUUGCUUAUUUGAGCUUUUCUUGCCAUAAUAUGGACUUGGUCUUUUACCAAAUAGCCCUAUCGUCUGUAUACCACCCUUGACACAACACAACUGAUUGGCUCAAAUGCAUUAAGGAGGAAAGAAAUUCUACAAAUGAACUUUAACAAAGGACACCAGUUAAUUGAAAUGCAUUCCAGGUAACUACAUCAUGAAGCUGGUUGAGAGAAUGCCAUGAGUGUGCAAAGCUGUCAUCAAGGCAAAGGUUGGCUACUUUGAAGAAUCUCAAAUGUAAAUGUUAUUUUUUGGGUUAUUACAUGAUUCCAUAUGUUAUUUCAUAGUUUUGAUGUCUUCACUAUUAUUCUACAAUGUAGAAAAUUGUAGAAAUACAGAACCCCUGGAAUGAGUAGGUGUGUCCAAACUUUAGACUGGUAGUGUAUGUGUAAAAUGUAGAGAGAGAUCUACAUUUUCGGAAUAUAAACUUAAGUCGCAAUAUAAUCUUUGAGAACUAACAAUUAUCAAAAUAAACACUGAACAGUCAGGGGAAUUUAAAAUUCCCAAAACAAUUUAUCAGUAUUUAAGUUUGAGCAGAAUAAGACAGUAUUAGCCAUGGCAAAAUGCAUAGAAUUGCAGUUUGUUCUUUAACUGCUAAAUGUUCUCGGGUCCAUGGCAAAAUGUUUAGAAUUGGAAGAAAUUAACUUUAAAACUGCAAAAAUGUAAACCAAAAAACAUCAAUAUUGGGGGCCUAAAAUUGGUUUACUAAAUUCAGCAGCACUGACCACGCCCCCUUUCCAAGCCCACCACCUAAGCUCCUUUUUGAUCCCAAAAAAGCGCAGCCAGGGUUAUCUUUUUGCCAAAUGUAGUUUUACCAGAUCUAAAGAAGUGCUGUAGUUUCCUCCAUUGAAUCUCAGUUCAUUAUUUUCAAUUGGUUUAGCCUUAAAGUGGUGAAAGUUGACCGAUACUAUAGUUUUGCUUUCAGUAAAAUGUUCACAAAUUUUGGUAUUGCAGAUCUAUUUAGUGUUAUUUUUAUUUCUCUCACAAUAUUGUAUUCUUCAUGUAAACCUGUAUUGUUUUUUAAAAACAUUUUCUAAGCGCAUCAAGAUGCUUUAAUAAAGUGUAUGUUAAACUGUACUUGUAUUCAUUGGAGGUGUAUUAGGUGUAACUGAAUGCCUUGCUUUGGCACCUUGUCCUGCUCCUAUGAACAUGGUACAAAAGAUGACUGUAAAUAAAUGUAACGUAUGUUGUCUUGAAGCUGGAAAUUGAGAGAUCAUUCUGUUUAAAUGGAUGUUGAUUCCUGUAAUCUUGUUGAAAACAACUGUUUCAGAGAAGCUUUCUUCAUCUGUAUCAAGUCCCACCAGACUCAUUCACAGUGCAAUUGCAUGCCUAAAAAGGUGAUAAAGGUAUUUGAUUUAUUUUCCAUGAGCCAUUCAAAAGAGCACAUCAAGAUAAAGCUCUUAAUGAUGCACUCCAGGAUCUUAAGCACAAAAAAAUGUUUAACAUGUCAUUUGAAUUCGAAUCGUAACAAAUCACCCAAAUAUAUAUUUUUUGCAGGGUGUAAUAUAAGAUCUGGAUGACUUGGUGCCUAAUUUGACAUACUACACAAAAAACAGGGACCACAUUUAGCUCCUCAGCACCACUUUCAAAACUACUGUCUGGCUGAAUUUAUACUGAAGUUUCAGAGUGCGUUGUUCAUUCUCAUUUUCAUGCAAAUAUUCUAAAAUCCGCAAAAGGAAAAUGUGGAUUUUCCCACCAGUGGUGUUUCUACAAAACAGACUUGCUGUGGAUAAAAGUCCGUGCGUGAUGAUGUAGUGCACACAAAAUGUACUCUUUUGCUUAAGUUUUCAUUUACCAAAUAAAAAUCUGCUGCUCCUU
Molecule: messenger RNA, 4491 nt
Organism: Oncorhynchus kisutch (coho salmon)
Lineage: Eukaryota; Metazoa; Chordata; Actinopteri; Salmoniformes; Salmonidae
Gene: eif4ea
Product: eukaryotic translation initiation factor 4ea
Exons: 7
Coding region: 107-754 (215 amino acids)
Biological process (GO): translational initiation
Cellular component (GO): cytoplasm; eukaryotic translation initiation factor 4F complex
Molecular function (GO): translation initiation factor activity; RNA 7-methylguanosine cap binding
Source: RefSeq, a predicted model, not a curated record